AUGAUUUCUUCAAAAUUCUCAAAAAGAAUAGGAUGGAUGAAAUAAGUAAUAUGUGACUGUCUUCAAAUAAAGGAUGUGAUAAUCGAAGAUUGUUUAUCUCAUGAUAGAAAUAGACUUUUAUUAGAAGGGUUUUUAACCGGAGAAGGUUCAGAUAAGAUAUUUGCAUACUAUUAAAUUCAAGAAUAAACCCAAAACGACGAUAUAAAAGAUAAUGGUCAGCAAGAUCCUGUAUUAUUCUUAACAACAGGAGACUAAGAGAAAAUCCUUGAAAAAGCAGUCUGGUUUUUGCGUGUAUUUUCUCCUGCUGAUGACAAAAAGAAAACGCAAAAUAAUGAAGUAUCUAAUGACAACGAUAUAAUAUUCGGAGAAAUAACUCCCAAUACUAUUCCUAUGUUAAAUGCAUUAAUGGAAGGAGUAUACAAUCCCCAAGUAGAAUUCCUAAGAAGCGAAAAAACAUAAUUUUGGGGUGUUUCUGAAGAAGAAGCUAUCUCAGAAUUCUGCAAUCACUCUAAUAAAUUCGGAAAUGAAGUCCGUGAAUCUAUAAAAUUAAUGAGCCCAGGUACUGAAUUAUUUAAAUUGGACCCUGAAGAAAUGGCUAAUUUCAACUCAUCGUCUUCCGAAGCAGAAAAAAUGUAAUAUUAUGAACAAAAGUUCACUUCAUGGAUUUCUCACAUUAAUUCUCUACUAAAUGACGACUAAGUUGUCAGAAAUGAAAGCCCAGAUGCUGGCCCUUCAACUGAAUUAGAAUAUUGGAGGAAUAGAAUGUAAAAAAUAACUAAUUGGUCAGAAUAACUAAAAAGUAAAGAUUUCCAAAUUGUCAAAGUUAAUUUAUAAAGACUUAAAUAGCAUGAUAGUUAAAGACCAAGAGGCGAUGAGACUAUCUCUAAAUUGAUGAUGGAUUACAACAGAUUGGAUUUACUUUUAACUGACAAGUUAAAUGAAGCUAAAGAUAAUGUCAAGUAUUUGACGACUUUGGAAAAAUUUAUUGAACCUCUAUAUAAAGGAACUCCUUAAUAGAUUAUUGAUACUCUCCCUGCUCUUAUGAAUGCGAUUAAAAUGAUACAUACUAUUGCUCGUUUUUAUAACACUUCUGAUAAAAUGACUGGAUUAUUCAUCAAAAUUACCAACUAAAUGAUCAAAAAUUGUAAAGAUAGAAUCCUUAAGGUCAAUAACCCAGGCGAAGGUGGAAGAUUUAAUCCUUAGAAGAUUUGGGAUUAAGACCCUGCUGAAUUAAUAGAAGUUUUGGGAUCAUGUAUUAAACUUUAUAGAGAAUAUAAGACUUGCUAUAUUGAAACUAAAGAUAAAAUUGCUGAUAUGCCUAAAGGAAAGGCCUUUGAUUUUUCAGAAACUUAGAUUUUUGGGAAAUUUGAUGCUUUUACCCGUUACAAUGCUAUUUUGCAUACUUAUGCUACUGAAUUAGACGAAAUUUAAAGAAUUUUCUAAGAUUAAAAAACUAAUCCUCCUUUGGUAAGAAAUAUGCCUCCUGAGGCUGGUAAGAUUAUUUGGGUAAGACACUUAUUCUAGAAAAUAACAGGUCCUAUUAAUAUUUUUCCUGAUACUGUUAUGUCAUCUCCUGAAAUAAAAAAAUAUUAUGGUUCAUAUAAUACUUUGGGAAAAUAAUUAACUAUCUAUGAAAUGUGGUUUUACCAAGAUUGGGUUAACAAAAUCGAAUCUUCAAAAGCCGCUUUAUAAGCAACUUUAAUUGUAAGGCAUGACGAAAACAAAAAGUUAUAUGUAAAUUUUGAUUUAGAAAUCAUGCAAUUGAUUAGAGAAGCGAAAUGCUUGGACAGAUAAGGAAUAGAAAUUCCUGAAAGUGCGAGAAUCAUUCUUUUAUAAGAAGAAAAAUUCAAAACUUAUUACAAUGAAUUAUUUUAUGCUUUAAAAGAAUACGAAAGAAUCAACUCAAAAAUAAAACCUAUUUGCAAAAAUUUAUUACUUCCUCAUAUUGAGGAUUUGGAUUUGAAAUUAAGACCCGGUAUGGUUACACUUACUUGGACUUCAAUGAACAUUGAGAGUUAUUUAUAUCAUGUACACUAAGGUUUGAAUAAAUUGGAAUAAUUAAUUAUUAAUGUAAAUGAUAUUAUCGAAAAUAGAAUUGAAAAUAACCUCAAAACUGUUUCCAAAGUAGUUUUAGUGAAACUUCCUUAAGACACAAAACCCCUUUCCUUAGAUUAUUUCGUCACAAUGUAAGAAGAAUAUAUUAAUGAAUAAACUAAUUUUUUGAUUUCGAAAAACGUAGAAGUAGAAAGAGCUGUAGAUGAUCUCCUUUAGACUAUAAUGUUAUAUCCUUUAGAUCCUCAUGUAGAUCCUGUUUUACCAGAAGAAACUAAAAAAAUUAAAAGAUAUUACUUUUGGUAUUUCUAUUAGGCACUUUUGAAUUCUACUUAAAACUCUCUUAAUGCUAUGAAAUAUAGAGUAUGUGGAAAGAAAAUCCCAGGUGCUAAUACUUUACAAAACUUGAAACCUUUCUUUGAAGUCGAUGUCUAAUUGUAAGGAGAAAAAGUUACUUUGAAUCCUUCUCUUUCUGAAAUUUAAAAAAGUAUUAAUAAAGCAGCCACUGCAGUGCUUAAAUGUUCCAAAUAACUAUAUAAUUGGGACUAAUAAAGUAAGGAAUAAAACGAUAAGUAAACUUUUUAUGAUAUGAUUGCUUAAGAUAAAGAAAUUGUGAAAGUUAUCUUGCUACUUACUGGUUCUAUUUAGGGAACUAAAAACAAAGUAAAUGAAUUUUUGUCAGAAUUCACAAAAUUUGAAUGGUUGUGUAAGGAAAAUAUUCAAGAAUCAAUUAAAAAAUUCUCUAAAAAUGGGCCUACCCUUCAAAAUUAUGAAGAUUAAUUAAAAAAGUUUUCUUAAAUAGAAGAAGAUAUAGAAAAAAUAGUUCCGACUUAUAAAAUAGGAGCCAUGGAAUUGAAAACAAACAAUAUUAAAACUUCACUAAAUACAUAAGCCAAAGAAUGGAAAUUAUAAUAUUCUUAAGACUUACAUAAAAAAGCUCGUACAUAGCUCGAUUAAUUAACUGAACAAACAAAAAUGCUUUAAACUAAAUUAUCUAAAUAGGUAAAAGAUAUUGAUUCUUUAGGUUACGUAAUGGAAACCUUAGAAUAAAUAAGAAAAGAAUAAGCUGAAAUAGAAAUGAAAUUUAAUCCGGUUUAAGAAAUGUACUCUUUACUUGAUAAUUAUUUACCAGGUGGUAUUACUGAUAAAGAUGAAAUGGAUGCUCGUUCAAUGUUAAGAUCCAAUUGGGAUUUAUUGAUAAGUUAAGCUGAAAUUAAAGGAAAGGAAUAUUAAUAAAAAUAAGCUAUUUAUUUAAAAGAUUUGAAAUAAUCUAUUAAAGAAUUCAUCUAAUAAGUAGUUUAGUUCAGAAAGGAUUAUGAGAAAAAUGGACCUAUGGUUGAAGGAAUUACUCCUGCAGAAGCUAUGGAAAGAUUAAGAAGAUUUUAGGAAGAAUACAGUGUAAAGAACGAAAUUUUUAAAAUUAAUGCUAGAGGUGAAAACUUAUUCGGUUUGUAAAACUAAAAAUAUCCUGAAUUGGAAAAGACUGAUGCCGAAAUUAAAAAUUUAAAUAAACUCUAUAGCUUAUAUGAUACUGUUAUUAAAAACAUUUAAACUUUUAAAGAAAAAACUUGGUUAGAAAUCACUAAGGAAGAACUAGUUGCAAUGGAGGAAAAUAGUGUUAAAUAUGCCGAUUCAUGUAUUCGUUUACCCAAAGAUUUGAGAGAAUGGUAAGCGUAUAAAGACUUAAAGACAUAUAUUGAUAAUUUAAAAGAAUAAUUGCCCUUAAUUAUUGAUUUGAAAAAACCUUCUAUUAUGGCUAGACAUUGGGAAAAAGUAUGUGAAAUAACCCGUACUAAGUUAAAUUAUGAAAAUCCUGAAUAAUUCUAUAUUGAUGAUAUCUUGAAUGCUAAUUUAUUGUAACAUUAAGAAGAUGUCCAAGAUAUCACAGAAUCUGCUGAUAAACAAAUGAAAAUUAGAUCCAAUUUAGAUGAAAUAUAAAUUUUUUGGAACGAUGCAGUCUUCGAAUUCGGACAUUGGGCAAAAAGAGAAUAACCAUGUAUAUUAAAUGGAAUUAUUGUAGGUAAUAUUUUGGAAAGAUUAGAUGAAGAUUAAAUGACUUUGGCUACAUUGAAUGCUUAAAGACACGUAACUCCUUUCAAGAAAGAAGUAGAAGAUUAUAUUAGGUAAUUUUCGGAUGUUAAUGAUACUUUAGAUAUGUGGAUUAAAGUAUAAAAAUUGUGGACUUCUUUGGAACCCGUGUUUACUGGUGGUGAUAUUGCAAGAUAAAUGCCUUUACAAGCUAAAUAAUUUUAAGGUAUAGAUAAAAACUGGAUGAAGAUUAUGGAAAAGGCUUACGAAACUAAAAAAGUAGUAGCUUGCUGUUAAAAUGAUAUGUUGAAAGAUUUCCUUCCGGACUUGAAUAGAAAAUUGGAAGAGUAUUAAAAAAUGUUAGAAGAUUAUCUUGAAGGAAAAAGAAAGAAAUUCCCUAGAUUUUAUUUUGUAUCUAACCCUACUUUAUUAAAAAUCCUUUCCCAAGGUUCUGAACCUACUUCCAUUUAGGAGGAUUUUGAAAAGCUUUUCGAUGCGAUUACUAAGGUCACCUUUGAAAAAUCACAAGAUAAGAAAAAUGCAUCUCUUAAAUGUAUCACUGCAAUUACUUAGGUUAUGGGAUCUUCAGAGGAAACAAUUGCUUUAACUAAUUAUGCGGUUAAAUGUGAAGGAAAUAUUGAAGAUUGGCUGCUUAAAUUGGAAUCUAGUAUGUAAUAAUAAUUAAGAGACAUUACCAGAACUUCAGCUUAAUAAGUAUUCUAGACUGAAUUAAAGAAUUAUGUAAAAGCAUGGCCUUCUUAAAUUUCUUUACUUGGUUUAUAAAUUUUAUGGACUUCUAAGGUGAAUGAAGGUUUGGAAAGACUUUCUAGGAACGAAAGAAAUGCAAUGGAAGCUAAAAGAAAUGAAAUUAAAGAACACAUGACUUUGUUAUCUUCUAUGUGUUUAGAAGACAUUAAAUCAAGUGUUGAAAGAAUGAAAAUUGAAACGCUUGUAACAAUAUAGGUACAUUAAAAAGAUAUUGCCGUAGAACUAAAAUGUAAAGACAUAAACGAUUUUGAAUGGUAAAAGUAAACAAGAAUUGCAUGGAAAAACGAUGUUGAUGAUUGUGUUAUUUCCAUAACAAAUUGGGAUACUUCAUACUCAUAUGAAUUUUAGGAGCGAAAGAAAGACUUUGUGUAACUCCCCUAACAGAUAGAUGUUACAUUACAUUGGCCUAAGCUAUGUCUAUGUAUUAUGGAGGUGCUCCCGCAGGACCUGCAGGAACAGGAAAAACUGAAACAGUGA
Messenger RNA from Ichthyophthirius multifiliis, 5325 nucleotides. RefSeq lists its product as hypothetical. Gene Ontology annotation, biological process: microtubule-based movement. Gene Ontology annotation, molecular function: dynein intermediate chain binding; dynein light intermediate chain binding; minus-end-directed microtubule motor activity. The transcript is spliced from 3 exons. The record is from RefSeq and is a predicted model, not a curated record. Lineage: Eukaryota; Ciliophora; Oligohymenophorea; Hymenostomatida. Gene Ontology annotation, cellular component: dynein complex.